AUGCCGAAAAGCAUAAACAGUGAUCUGGUUGACGGGGGUCUGUGCCCAACGGGGACUAGCAGCGCGCGCAACGACGGCCUGAGUACUCAAGAUGACUGCGAUUCUAGAGAAGGCUACCACCCUUCUUCUAUUAGCGCUCGCAACGACUCGUAUACUCAAAAUUCUAAUGAUUGUGAUUCUGGAGAAGGCUACCUCCCCUUUUCAUCUAUAAAUUCAAACCUCGAUCGCAAAAAUUCUAGAAGCCACCACCCCUCUUUUAUCAACUCAAACCUCGAUCGCGAUUCUAAAGGCCACUACCCCUCUUCUAUCAACUCAAACUUCGAUUGCAAAGAUUCUAGAAGCUACCAUCGCUCUUCUUCUAUCAACUCAAACAACGAUAAUAAUUCGAUUCUUCCUCAAUACCCUCCUCCAGUCUACGACAUGUCACCAAUACCUUUACUACGUCUAUUCCGCCGAACCCCAGCCGCAACCCCAGCAGCUGCAGCAGUAGCAGCCGCCGAUCCACCCGCAACUACAAUAGCCGAUCUAUCCGAAGUUGUAGUAGCUAAUCCACCCGCAAAUCAACCAGCUGCAGUUGCACACCAGCCAGUUGCACAUCAAGCCGGUGUCACUAUCCAUGCCUCUAGGGGUUGCUGCAAUAAUGUCGUCCAUAUGGAGCCAACUACUCUCGCCGUCAUUAUCACUUGUGCCAUUGGUGUUCUGGGACCUGUGAUUUACUUUUUCGCUCGGAAAUAAUACUACGAUAUGAUCUUCUCGAGAUUCUCUUCUCUUAGUAUUUAAUUGCUAAACUCGAUUUCGACUAACAAAUGGUUUUCUUUAUUGAUGGGGGUUUAGAGGUUUGUCUAUAGGCGCUUUAGAGGAGUUCUUAAGGAGUCACGACCGGCGGCUUUGAAGCAUUGGGAUUGGUUU
Molecule: messenger RNA, 909 nt
Organism: Mollisia scopiformis
Lineage: Eukaryota; Fungi; Ascomycota; Leotiomycetes; Helotiales; Mollisiaceae
Exons: 2
Coding region: 1-735 (244 amino acids)
Source: RefSeq, a predicted model, not a curated record